UGAUCUUCUGUGAAUGUUCUGUGGUUGCCAUGCUUGUUUACAUUUAUUCUGUGGGCAUUAUAUGUGAGGUCGUCAAAACGAAGACAAGAUGAAAAAAGAAAAACUACCGAAAAGUUUUAAUUUAAAAGAUUUAGAAGAACAGAGCGAAAAUAGAAAUUCGUGUAUAUAUUUACAAAGAAUUCAAGAUCAUUUGGCUUUGCAUCCGUAUCAUUUAAGUGACCUGAACAAUUCGUUGAAUGAAAUUCUAAAUACACGUGUUGGUAAAUAUUGUCCUCGUUUGGAAGGAAUACUUUGUGGCUACAAAAAUGUAAAUUUUUCAUCUCAGAACGGAUAUAUUUGUGAUGAUUCCUGUUUUAUCCAUGUGGACACUGAAGCAGACUAUUUUCUUUUUAAGCCAGCCACAGAAAAGUUACUUCAAGGAGUUGUUAACAAGAUAAGUAAAGAUCAUGUGGGUUGCUUAGUACACAACAUUUUUAAUAUUUCUUUGCCAAAACCUAAACAUUCAGAAAACUGGAUUGGAGAUUCUCUAAGUAUUAAUGAUGAAGUAGAAUUAAAAAUUACCUCUACGGACUUUGAUAGAAAACUACCUUAUAUAAAAGGAGAAAUCAUUUCCAUUCAAAAUAAAUUUGAAAACGAAGAGACUUCUACAGUUGAGAAUUUGUCACUGAAAAAUCAGAAGAAGUCCAAACAGUCAACGGCAACGUUAUUUACACCCUCUUCGAUUCAAACAAGAGUAGAUGAAGCUGCCAUCCAAAAUUUCAGUGUAACAGUUGAAGAUGAAAAGUCUGCAAUUCGAGAAAAGUUGCCAUCCAAAAAUCAUAAAAAAUGUGCAAAGGCAAAGAAAACAUUGUUUACAUCUUCAACCCAGGCAGAUGCAGAUCCGGUUCAGAAUGAACUGAAAGACAUCCAAGAAAACUUCAGUGUAGUGACGGUUAAAAGUAAUAUUAAAAGAAAAUUAGACGAAAAUAAUGAACAAAGUGACUCGCCAACAAAAAAAAAAAAGACAAAAAAGUAAAAUAAUCUCUUUGUAAGGUAGAAAUAAAAUUAUUACUUUUUUGUAAAUAGCAUAGUACGUAGUUAGUUUUCAUUUAAUAAUAAAAAAACAUCUGGUUCAGUUCAAAUUA
Molecule: messenger RNA, 1124 nt
Organism: Zophobas morio
Lineage: Eukaryota; Metazoa; Arthropoda; Insecta; Coleoptera; Tenebrionidae
Gene: Polr1F
Product: DNA-directed RNA polymerase I subunit RPA43
Exons: 4
Coding region: 89-1015 (308 amino acids)
Biological process (GO): DNA-templated transcription initiation
Cellular component (GO): RNA polymerase I complex
Source: RefSeq, a predicted model, not a curated record